This is a messenger RNA of Echinops telfairi (small Madagascar hedgehog), 2239 nucleotides long. It is a transcript of the gene DSN1, whose product is annotated as DSN1 component of MIS12 kinetochore complex. The record is from RefSeq and is a predicted model, not a curated record. Gene Ontology annotation, cellular component: MIS12/MIND type complex. Lineage: Eukaryota; Metazoa; Chordata; Mammalia; Afrosoricida; Tenrecidae. Gene Ontology annotation, biological process: cell division; mitotic sister chromatid segregation. The transcript is spliced from 11 exons. The coding region runs from base 390 to 1430 and encodes 346 amino acids.
CUAGACUUGUCGCGGCUCAGGGCUCCGCAGGGGACCUGGGGCUGCGGGAGAGUGACCUUCAGCUUGUAUUUCAGGAACGGAGUCUUGGUGUUGGAUGGACGUCACUCGGAGGUCAGAAAGUCUUCAAUAUCUCCUCCUCCGCCGCGACCCAGCUCACUCCGCCCCAAUGUUUUUGGCGUCGGACCAGCCCCUGCCGCCAUUUUACCGCCCCCUGGGCGGUCCCGGGACUCCCUCCGGGCUGGAGAAAUCCGACGGUGGGCCGCGCCUCCUGCUCGGGUUCAGGGUUUAGAACCUGCGGUCUAGACUCCCGAACCGUGAUUGAGGCCAGAGUUCGAAUUCCACCAGGCUCUCCCGAACCCCCUUCUGAGCCCCAGGAUUGUCUUCCCAGAAUGACUUCAGUGACUAGAUCAGGGAUGGUUGCAGAAGAGGAGCCAGUGAUGUCUGUGACUCAUGCUCAUCCGUUGAAAUCAUGUUCCAACCCUGUGGAAGUUUGUGCUAAAUCACCUGCUUCCCUGGAGAUGACUCAAAACUGUACAAAGGAAAGAAGUCACCUUGGGUCUAGCCCCCCAAAAGGAGGAUAUUGUAAUCUCAGUCUCCAGGAAGAACUUCAGUCCAAGUCCCUUCAUUUGUCCCCCCAAGAACAAUCUGCCCAUCAUCAAAGCAGAAGGCAAUCCUGGCGGCGAUCAAGUUUGAAAGGAGUGAACCGGCGGAAGUCACUGCUUCCCUUUGACCAGGGCAUCACAGCGCUCAGCAGAUCCAUCAGUGUUGACUUAGCAGAAAGUAAACGGCUUGGCACACUCCUGCUUUCCAGUUUCCAGUUCUCUGUUAAGAAAUUGGAACCUUUCCUAAAGGACACCAAGGGCUUCAACCUUGAAAGUUUUAGAGCCAAAGCAUCUUCUGUUUCUGAAGAAUUAAAACAUUUUGCAGACAAAUUGGAAAGUAAUGGAACGCUACAAAAAUGCUUUGAAAAGCCAAAAGGAAAAGAAUCCGAUUUCUGUCUGGAAGCAUCAAUGGCUGAGAUGAAAGAACACAUAGCAAAAUUUACUUCAGAACGUCAUACUUGGGAUCAACUCUUGGUGAAGUACCAGAAGGAGGCUGAAGAGAUUGUAUCUAGGAAAUCAACUGAAGACAAAAUUGUUGAAGUAGGUCCUGCAACAUAUCUUGGGUCUUCCCAGAAUGAAGUUCUGAAUACAAAGCCCGACUACCAGAAAAUACUACAGGACCAGGACAAGGUCUUUGAUUGUAUGGAAUUGGUGAUGGAUGGACUGCAGGGAUCCGUGAAGCAGCUGCAUGCCUUUAUGGACGAAAGUUCCCAGUGUCUCCAGAAGGUGUCAGUGCAGCUAGGGAAAAGAAGCAUGCAAAAAUUAGAUUCCUCACCAGCUCGUAAACUGCUCAAGCUUCAGCUACGAGAUCAGCCUACCACCCGUUGACCUGGAUCUUGGUGACUGCGGCGUUUGUGUCUGCAUGACGAAAGGAAUGGAAAGCUGUUCAUCAGUUGGCAGAUAUCUCUGACUGACGGUCAGAGACUUGCCUUUGAAGGUGCCUGUCAAGCCAUGCAUUCCGUAAGCACAUUGUUACCCUCAAGGGUAGUUUCCAUGGAAGCCUAGACACUUCCCAUUCAUAUGCGAAGUGCUGAAAACUUCUUUUGUAGAAUGAUGUUCAGAACCAGUGACGUAUUUUUAACAUCCCUCCUGGUCAAAAAUCUUCAACCUCUGAAGAUGUUUUGCUGUUUUUGAAAUAGUUCAGCCAUUCAAGACUAAGUCCCAUGAAACAUUUAGGGGAUAAGUUGGGCUCUGCUUUUAAAGUCAUGAGACUGGUUUUCUUUUCUUUGUUGAGACUGGUUUUUCAGUUUGUCUCUGAAGAUGAUUCCAGGAAGAGGAGAUUUGAGCACUUGACUCAAUGUCCAAAGUGAAGGAAAUGCCAGUCAUUCUGGAUGCCAUGCUAUUUGCACUGUGCUUUCACCCUUGCUAGUUGACAGACUAAACCCUGAACUCAUUACUUGAAGGGGAUUUGCAUUCUUUUUACUUGUUUUAUAUAUUUAUAUUCUAAAAUUGUACAUAGUUAAAUUGCUUUAUAAAUUUUCUUUGUGAAUACAUGUUUUUUCUUUGUGAAUAUUUUCAGUGUAUAUAUUAAAGUAAGGACGCUUUAGCAGAAAAUAGAAUUCCCUGGCAAGAUGCUAAAGUUGGUGUGAAGAUAGGUGUCAACACUGGUUAUCAAUAAAACUUAAAUAGUUAUUGUU